Molecule: messenger RNA, 4285 nt
Organism: Cottoperca gobio
Lineage: Eukaryota; Metazoa; Chordata; Actinopteri; Perciformes; Bovichtidae
Gene: cnot3b
Product: CCR4-NOT transcription complex, subunit 3b
Exons: 20
Coding region: 325-3138 (937 amino acids)
Biological process (GO): regulation of DNA-templated transcription
Cellular component (GO): CCR4-NOT core complex; nucleus
Source: RefSeq, a predicted model, not a curated record
GGGACUCCUAUCCAACAGGGCAUCGGAGGAGGAGGUGUUCCUGGUAGCCAUCUUGGAUGUGCGGAGUGAUUGUUUAGCGAGAAGAUUUUUUUUUAAUUUAGAAAAAUAGCCUUUGUACUGAAUCGUUGAAGAUUUACCGGAGUGGGACGACUGAGGAAAGAAAUCGUAACUCGGGAAAAUCCAGAAAGCUGCAGCCGGUGGGAAGCUGCAGCUCGCCACAACACAGCAUCAACUUGUGUGUUUGCUGUUAAAAAAGGAAAAGCCCAACUUCCUCUGCUGAGCCGCGUAAAAGAAGGCAUGAAGACAUCAUCCUAGUCAUCAGUCAUGGCCGAUAAAAGGAAACUUCAAGGUGAAAUAGAUCGAUGUCUGAAAAAAGUAGCGGAGGGCGUGGAACAGUUUGAAGACAUUUGGCAAAAGCUUCACAAUGCAGCAAACGCAAACCAGAAGGAAAAAUAUGAAGCAGACCUCAAAAAAGAGAUUAAAAAGCUACAGCGUCUUCGAGACCAGAUCAAGACGUGGGUUGCAUCCAACGAGAUAAAAGACAAAAGGCAGCUAGUAGAGAACCGCAAACUCAUAGAAACGCAAAUGGAGCGGUUCAAAAUUGUGGAGAGAGAAACCAAGACGAAAGCGUACUCAAAAGAAGGGCUGGGUCUGGCCCAGAAGGUGGACCCGGCCCAGAAAGAGAAGGAGGAGGUCGGCACGUGGCUAACGAAUACUAUAGACACGUUGAACAUGCAGGUGGACCAGUUUGAGAGCGAAGUGGAGUCUCUUUCAGUCCAGACGAGGAAAAAGAAAGGAGACAAAGAGGAUCGGAUUGAGGAGCUGAAGAAGUUCAUUGAAAGACAUCGUCACCACAUCCGGAUGCUGGAGACCAUACUGAGGAUGCUGGACAACGACUCGGUGCAGGUGGACGCCGUCAGGAAGAUCAAGGAUGAUGUGGAGUAUUAUGUGGACUCGUCGCAGGAUCCGGACUUUGAGGAGAACGAGUUUCUGUACGACGACCUGGACCUGGAAGAACUCACUCAGACGCUGGUCGCCACCUCCCCGCCCGGACAAUUGGAGGACGAGAUCUUCCAGCACUCCAGCAGCACGCCCACCUCCACCACCUCAUCUUCACCCAUCCCCCCCUCGCCUGCCACUUGCACUACAGAGAACUCAGAAGAUGACAAGAAGAGGGGACGUUCAACAGACAGUGAGGUGAGUCAGUCACCAGUGAAGAAUGGAAACCCCUCUUCCUCAUUAUCCUCUUCCUCCUCCUCCUCCUCUUCCUCCUCCUCCUCCUCCUGCUCUUCUUCUUCCUCCGUCUCGGGACUGACCCCAUCCUCACUUGUUUCUAUGGUGGCCAUCACGGGGGGAGGACUUGGCGGCACUGGGGGCAACAGUCAUCACGGCAGCUUGGGGGGUCUCCUCUCCAACACGUCAGCUGGCAGCUACAGCAACGCCACCCAGCAGCAGCCGCACCCGUUGGCACAGCAACAGCAGGCCAAAAGCUUAGUGAGCUCCACCCCUUCAGCUCCUAUCUCCAUCCCCAUGACCUCCAUCAACAGCCACCUGGUCUCCUCUGCCUCUUCUCCCCCAAACGCCAUCACACAGGGGCUCUUCACUUCAAACUCCCAGUCCCAGUGUCUGUCGGGGCCCACCCAGUCCUCCAACAGCCUCGGCCUCAGCCUGGGCCUCUCGCUGGGGAAAGGCGGCAUGUCCAUCCCCACCAGCUCGAUGUCCGGGAGCCUUGGCCUGUCAGGGAUGCCGGCAUCCCUGAGCACCAUGGCGAGCCUCCUGUCCGGCUCCACCCCGGCACCCUACGCUCAGGCAGCCUCCUCAGGUGCAAUCGGCUCCGGCCUGCCAGGCUCUCUGGGCGGCAUCGGCAUCAACCCCACGACGACCAACAGCGCAGUAGGCUCCAUCGGAAGUGGAAGCAUCACAGUCGGCGGGCCUACGUCCUCAACUGGAGGUCUGCUGGGCCCAGCGCCGGGGUUGAGCAGCAUCGGCUCUGGGAUUCUUGGUUUGGGUUCCAGUCAGUCGGGGAUGCAGGGCUCCUCCCUGAUGUCGCUGAGCCCAGUUGGAGGAUUAGCGCCGGGUAGCGGAGUCGGAGUCAUCGGGAGCAACGGAGGCAGCUCAGGAUCAGCAGUGAGCGGAGUGGUGGGAGGAAACCUGUCGCUCUCCGUCAGGCCGCCGAGCCAGCAGAAGCAGAAUGGUAGCACUAGUUACAGCGCUGUGUUAGCAGACAGCACAACAGACUCCGCCCUCACCAGUGUCAGCCAGUCACUAAGCAGCCAACCCUCGUGUUUGACCUCCACAGCCAAUCAGCCUAAGGACACUGGUCCCAGUUUACUGGGCUCCAUUUGUUUGUCGUCCAGCUCCCCGUCGCAGGCCUUUUACAGCGAAGCCAAAACGGUGAGCAGCGGCAGCCUGCUGAACGGUCCACUGUCCUACUCACAGUCCUCAGACAGCAUCAAGCCCCAGGAGACUCUGAGCAGCCUGAAGUCCAUGGCCGAGCGAGCAGCACUCAGCUCAGGGAUGGAGGGAGACGUGCCCUCCCUGCACCUCACGCCAGUCUCCCUCUCCUGUCUCUCUUCAGACAUCUUCCCCAGCAGCACUACGGGCCCCUCGGGCCCCCCGUCAGCACCUCAGCUCUCGCUGUCGGAGGUCAGCAUCCCCCCGUCAUUGGGGGUGUGCCCGCUGGGGCCGGUUCCCCUCUCCAAAGACCAGCUCUACCAACAGGCCAUGGAGGAGGCGGCGUGGACGCACAUGCCCCACCCGUCCGACUCCGAGAGGAUCAGGCAGUACCUGAUGAGGAACCCGUGCCCCACCCUGCCUUUCCACCACCAGGUGCCACCGCCCCACUCCGACACUGUAGAGUUUUACCAGAGGCUUUCCACCGAAACCCUCUUCUUCAUCUUUUACUACUUGGAGGGCACUAAGGCCCAGUAUCUGGCAGCCAAAGCCCUGAAGAAGCAGUCAUGGAGGUUCCACACAAAGUACAUGAUGUGGUUUCAGAGGCACGAAGAACCCAAGACCAUCACGGACGAGUUUGAGCAGGGAACGUACAUUUACUUUGACUAUGAGAAAUGGGGCCAGCGCAAGAAGGAAGGCUUCACGUUUGAGUAUCGGUACCUAGAAGACCGAGAUCUCCAGUGACCUGCAGCGAAGAAGACAGACAGACAGACGGACAGCUGAGGAAGUGAGAGAGGGACAGACGGAUGGAGAAGGGUGCUCCACCUGCUGACAUUCCAUGAUUUGACCUCGACUCGUUGGGGAGAUGUUCAGGUUGGAGGGGGCCGAGCAGAUUUGCAACUCCUCCCUCCCUCUGACCCUCCAACCCUGCCUCAUCAUCCUCACCCCAGCAGUGAUUACUCCUCCCACCCUGUCAUCCCUCUUCGUCCUCCUCCUCCCCCCUUCUAUCUUCAGGCCUUUUAUUCCGAUCUUUUCCUGAACGAAAGUCUUUAAAAGACUUUGGUUUGUUUUGGCAGAUAAGACGCAACAACUAAAAAGAAUCACACCUAAUAAUCAGACUAUCGUGUGCUUUUCCCCUCCGUGUUAUCUUUUUACGUUGGCUUUAAAAACCUUUGAUAUAUUAGCCCCUUUAAGAACCAAAGAGAAUUGGUUAAUCAUACAGUACAGGCUCUAAACAGAUUUAGAGGUCGCAAGUGUAGAAGUCUCAACCGCACACACUAGAUCUGUGUUGUGUCAGUGAUCCAGCAGCAGGACAGGAUUCAAGGGAAAACUGUGACUUAAGUUUUGUAAAUUCGGUGAGAAUAAGAUGAGGAUGUCCAGACGGGAGGUGAACUGACUCCAGAGGAACUUAACGGCCCGUAACGUUGACCUGUAACGACCUGAAACGUCUCUGCUCUGGGCUCUGCCGGGUUCUCCACUGUGUUUUACAAACCAGAACACUUUGUGUCAGCUGCCACCGAUUGUACGUUAUUAAACGCCGCUUCCAAUACGUAGACAAACAUCAGUGCCGGGAGAAUGCGGUAGAACAUUCGUAAUAUGAAUUUUCUUUUGCAUUUACAUUUAGUGAUUUUUGAAAGUCUGUGUUAUUACGUGAAUAGGAGAGCCCCACCAGCAGUGGGAGGUCGAGGCCGGGGGGUGACGCUGUCUCUCCGAUCCGUACCGUCAAAAAAAAAAAGUCAUUCAAACCUUUUUUCCCAAUAAAAUAAAUAUAACUCCAAUAAUCUCAUUAGUUUGUAGACGUCACAUGAUUUUGAAAAUACCAACGUUACUGGGAAUAAAUUCAACUUUUCCAAAUGCAGGAGGCAAUGCAGAAUCCCUAAACAUCUAAACA